AUGGAAACACUUGGAAUUAUUUGUUAUUGUUUUGAAAUCGACAAGAAUAUGGCACCGUUUGCAAAAGUGAACAAAAUUUAUCCAUUUUUUUACGCAGGCAAGAAUAUUUUGAGCUAUAUUAACUACGGCAUCACGAGAUCACUAUAAGAUGGAGAACAAAGAUAACCUCCAGGAAGAGUUGUCAUCAUUUCGUCGACAAUGGCACGAGGAAUUGCAACAGCGCAGCAGAUCAAACUCGCCUCAAAUACCAGAAGAACCAAGCCCAACUGAUAACCAUUCUGCAUCUCAAAACCAAUGUCUUAAACCAGCAAACACAGAUGAGAGCAUUGAAAAUAGGGCAAAAUAUCUCUUUUUGACCGGCGUUGCCCUGGAACAGAAAGGAAGAAUGCCUGAAGCAAUUCGAUAUUAUCGUCAGGCUAUUCAGUUGCUACCAGACAUCGAAAACAGGAUUUCUGAUUUUAACGAACUUGUUCCAAAAACUGAAUCACCUCAAGAGAUAUUUCUCCAGGAUAUGAACGAAGAUGACGAAGAUGGGACAUUAGCAACUUACAAUAUGAAUAUUUACAGGUCAAAGGAACUGGAAUGUGUUGUCAAGGAAUUUGAUAAAAUGAGCGUAAAAGGGAUUUGUGAACCAGAAUUUCCAACAACUAAAACUCACAUAUCUGCAUUGCCUGCCGAGCUUUUGAUGUACAUCUUCAAAUGGGUUGUAUCUCUACAUCUCGACCUAAGAUCGCUAGAGAGAUUAGGUCAGGUCUGUAGAGGUUUUUACGCAUUGGCCAGAGACACGGAGAUUUGGCGGUUGGCCUGUCUAAGGGUAUGGGGUGUGAAUCUUGGAUCGACAGUAUCGUGGAAUGGAUCCUGGAGGGAGAUGUAUCUGAAACGAGCUCACAUUUUGUACAACGGCGUUUACAUCAGUAAGGUCAGUUACACCAGGCCAAGUGAACCAACAUUUGAACAACACUACACUCCCUAUCAACUGAUCAUUUACUAUCGUUACCUUCGAUUUUUCACUGACGGAUCAGUGCUGUUUCUCACGAGCCCAGAUGAACCUCAUCUUUCUAUUCCACGACUCUCGUUGAAGAACGAGAACAACAGCAUAUGGCGUGGCAACUGCAGACUGGUUGGAGAUAAAGUUUUGCUGGUGAUUCAGCGAACGGGUUAUCCAUCGCGUAGAAGAGGCAGAAGACCAGCACAGUCGGGCAGUGAAAGAGUAUUUCACAUGGAGCUUCAGCUGGAGAACACGAAGAAAAAACGAAAUAACAAACUAACCUGGGUGCAGUACACCUGUCAAACAUUUUCCAGGGGUACCGAAACUACGACGGUUUCUCAAUUUGAUCUCAACAACGAACAGUUUUGUCCAUUUUAUUUCUCCCGUGUUAGAAGUUAUGAGACGUCUUUGUCCGCCCCUUUGGGAUUGGAGGGGCCUUGAAGUGUGUUCACGUGGACAAUGAUCACGUGUUAUGUGAACAUAUAUCACAUGUCUAAUAUGUAAAUAGAUAUGACAAGUUUUCAUUGUCACGUGAACAGUUUGCUUUGUCACGUGAAAAUUUGUUUUUCUUUCAACAGUGAAACUCUU
This is a messenger RNA of Dendronephthya gigantea, 1576 nucleotides long. RefSeq names its product F-box only protein 9-like. Gene Ontology annotation, cellular component: SCF ubiquitin ligase complex. NCBI's taxonomy places the organism in Eukaryota, Metazoa, Cnidaria, Anthozoa, Malacalcyonacea, Nephtheidae. Gene Ontology annotation, biological process: SCF-dependent proteasomal ubiquitin-dependent protein catabolic process. Bases 149 to 1429 code for a protein of 426 amino acids. Gene Ontology annotation, molecular function: protein binding. The transcript has 14 exons. The record is from RefSeq and is a predicted model, not a curated record.